AUGAACCGCCGCAUCAGAAAACAAUCUGUUGCCAAGAAGUCUGACAACGGUUACCUCCGCUACCUACGGCCCGGCGCCCUCGCUCAACUCCGUGACUCUAAAAUCAACGCUAGAUCUCAUCUACGAUCAUAUGACUCUCAGAUUUCAAUCUAUCGCGCUAUAUCAUCCUCGCUUACUUCUUUACAAUCAGGAUCUCCCAGCACCUCCGGUGUCAUCCAACAACAGCAACAGGAAGUUACUGGCACCUUUACCACCACCGAUGGUGAAUUACCUUUUAUUUCUACAAGGUUUUAUGAGCCUCGUUGUCCUCAGAGGAAGAAGCUAAUGGCUGCUAAAUCGAUGUUUUAUUCGAACCACAACUCUAACAGUCUGAACUCAGAUGGUCAUGAACCGGUAGUUGAUGUAUUCAGUAAUGAUAUACUUUUUGCUCAUUAG
Cynara cardunculus var. scolymus (artichoke) is the source of this 435-nucleotide messenger RNA. RefSeq lists its product as uncharacterized. The record is from RefSeq and is a predicted model, not a curated record. Bases 1 to 435 code for a protein of 144 amino acids. NCBI's taxonomy places the organism in Eukaryota, Viridiplantae, Streptophyta, Magnoliopsida, Asterales, Asteraceae. The transcript has a single exon.